AUGAUAUCUGACAGACGUAGCUUCAUCUUGAUCGCCUUCCUAGUCGCAAACUUCUCGAGGCCCCAGACAAUCUCGUGCGUUGUCGCAUCCCACCAUGUCAAGCCCGCUGCCUACAGUUCCCGGCCUCCCCCCCUUCUUUUGCGACUGUCUGGGGGCGAGGUUGAGCCGUCUGAGAGCAAGCAUGAGGACGGGAGCAAGGCCUCCCUCGCUUCCUCCUCUGCUUACAACUCCACGGAGUCCAGCCAGGUCAACGAGGCCGGAGUUGGGUUGGGGAUCGCGAGGACAAAGGACGGACAUUGCAUCGUGGCAAAGAUCCUGGAAGGGUCGUCAGCUGCUGAAAGCGGAGAAGUGGAGAUAAAGGACAGGAUCAUUGAGGUCGACGGAACGACUGUCAAGGGGCUGAGCCCUGCGGAGGUCGGCAAGCUACUCAAGGGUAAGGAAGGGAGCGAGGUAGAGAUGAUAGUUGAGUCACAGAAACGAAGUGGAGCUGUGCAAUGCGUCGCUCUUGUUCGUCGUGGUGUGAAGCAGUCCUUGCAAAAGACUUUGGGAAUGGGUCUCUCUCGCAACGACAAGAAUCAAUGUCUAGUCAGUAAGAUUCUCACAGGAGGUCGAGUGGAGCAGAGCGGGGGUUUGAAAGUUGGAGAUAUCAUUGUUUCAAUCAACGGGGUGAAAGGUUUUGAACCGGAAUGGAAAGUUUUUCAAGGUCACGAUUCCAUCAACUCAGCUCUCGGGUCAAAAUGCAAGAAUGCAGAAACAGGAAAUGCAUACUCCAUCAUCAACUCGCUUGCGCGCGCCCCCUUCGACGCAACCGACAACAAGCCUCUCGUCAAGUUUCUCUUUAGCUCCAAGAAAGAGGUCGUUGGUGUUGGCUUGCAAGCUCAGAAGAAUGUCCAUGGAGACUUCAUGGUCACAUCCAUAGAGGAGGGUUCGCCGGCAGCGAGCUCUGGGAGGAUUGCUCUAGGCGACGUUAUUGCAAAAGUCGACGGCCAUGUGGUCAAACAUCUUCAAUGGGAGUCGCUGGCCAACCUUCUUUCCGGCGCCCCGGGAUCUUCGCUGUCCAUCACCUUCUGCAGGUGGACCCCUGCGGACGGUGCGAACGAGGGGGGUUGGAGGACAUUUGAAGUCAACCUUCGCCGUCAGAAGACACAGCGAGCAUGUCAAGCUACCAUGAUACCGAAGAAUGCUCAAGUCUAUGUGGACGAGGGGCACCUCCAGCAGCUGGUUGACAUGGGAUUCCCUGAGGAGACGGCAAGAAAAGCGCUGAUGGCAACGCACAACGACAUUGAGUCUGCUGUCACAUGGAUUGAGGUGAAUGGGAACAGUGCCAACAAGUUCCACGAGUACAAAGAAAUCUCGAUGCUGACAACGGCAGAGGCUGCAGCGAUAGAAGAGGAAGGAGGACGAGUGCAGCUGUUGGGCAAGGGAACCAACCCUGUGGAGCAGCUUAUGUCUCUCGGUUUCUCCCGCCCUGAGGUCGAGAAGGCCUUGAGGAAGACGCAGGGCAGGGUGAUGAUGGCGGCUGACCGGCUCUUGGAGAAGCAGAGCCUCAUGGAGAGGAGGAAGGCGGAGAGCGAGAAGAAAGAAAAGGUGCAGGCGAAGCAGGGAGGUUUCUUCGCCUCGCUCCUCGGGUUCGGGUCGAAAGAAACCAUCGCAUGA
Guillardia theta CCMP2712 is the source of this 1656-nucleotide messenger RNA. RefSeq lists its product as hypothetical. The record is from RefSeq and is a predicted model, not a curated record. Gene Ontology annotation, cellular component: cell-cell junction; plasma membrane. Gene Ontology annotation, molecular function: protein binding. Lineage: Eukaryota; Cryptophyceae; Pyrenomonadales; Geminigeraceae. The transcript has 18 exons. The coding region runs from base 1 to 1656 and encodes 551 amino acids.